UAUGCUUAAAUUUAAGAGGGUAUACCACUUCUCCAAAUGGCCUAUUGUCGAUCUUCUAGACUACAAUCACUAGAUAAAUUUGCUAAAAUCCCAAACUCCUAAACCUGAUAUAAAAUAGCUUCUAGGCCCUAAUUAUGAGAAGUACUAGCACUCAUCAAUUUAAUUGGACUAUAUUUCACAUCAUUAAGAGCCAUCUGAGAUUUAAGUUCUCUCAUCUGAUCAUCCUGAGUUUAAAUAAACUGAUAGGAUAUUUUCAACUUUCGAUUAACUCAAAUAUAUAAGAGAAACAGAAUCAUUGAAACAUUAAAAAUUUGCUUUAAAAGAAGUCGAAGAAGAUGAUAUCUUUACUGUUGAUGCCAUGUAAUCAUACAAACCUAAACUCACAUGCGACAAUCUAACAGAAAAUUAAUUAUUGUUGAUCAAUCUUCCUAUUAAUGUUACCAUCUAAGAAAUACAAGACUUUGUUUUAUCAUAAACUAAUUAAUAAGUUUAAGUUGAACUUCACACAUGUUCCCUUAAUAUUAAUGCUUAUGCUACUCUCACUUUUUAAAAUUAAGCUGAAUAAUACAAAUCUUAACUACAUCUUACAAAGUUCAAUGGAGUUUUAUAAGAGUGCAAAUCCCUUGAAAAUACAGCAGAAGAAUCACCAUUCAAUAGAACACUUGUAAUUACAAAUAUUAAUAAAACUCUCUCUCUUUAAGAAGUCUUACAUAAUAUUGGUUAAUAUGGAAGAGUCUUAAAUGCUGUCAUUCCUUUGGAAAUUCAAAAUGUUGAUCUUCCUCUUUAUGAGGACAUCAUUCAUACCUUAGUUGAUCCUUGUAAAUUAGAAAUCCUAAAUGUAUAAACAGGAUAAACAGAAAUUGAAUUCUAUCCUAAUUUAGAAUAAUUUGAAUAACUUUACAAAAAUUGUAAUUAUUAUUCAUUAAAUUUAUAGUCCCUGAAUAUUAUGAUCCAAAUCUUGAAUUGACCUUAUUUGAAUAUCAACAAUAAAAAGAUGAAAAAUAAGAUUAAUUCAGACUUUUCAGAUUGUUAAAUUAAAAAACUGUUAAAUGUCUUAAAGUACCAAGUAAUCUUAAAGAAAAAUAUAAUAAAUUAUGGAUCCCUUAAAUCAAUGUGGAAACUCCAAAAGAUAAUCUUCAAUCCUAAUUAAAUGCUAAAACUUAUAAAAAUAGAGGUUAUUGUGUAUGUACAUUUUCAAGUAAAGCUAUGGCUCAAAGAGCUUUAUUUGCUAUUAAUGCUGAAGGUACUCAUGAUUUAGCUGUAUUGCCAUUACCUUUAUUGAAUACACCUAAUUUCUAUCCUGAAAAUACAACUCAUAGCAAUUAAGAAAAAUAUGGUGGUAAAUUUAGAAUAGAGAAUUUGGCAUAUCCAAAAUUAAGAGCAAUGAAAUCAUGGGAAGAUUUAGAAUUAUAUCAAAUUGAUUUAAUAUACAAUCUCAAACAACUAGAAAGAAUUAGAAAAUAAAUUUCUUAAGUGAGAGAUUAAACAAUAGAAGCUAUUUAAACAAAUGAAGAUACUUAUGAAAAGGAUCUUGAAGAGAAAAAAGAAAAAGUAAAGUAAAGAGCUUAUUCUGAAUUAAAUAAAAGUGAAGAAUAUAAAAAUUUUGUUGAGAAGAAUAGUUUUGCUGAAUCCUUAGAUUCUUUUGAAGAUAGUGUAUCAAUUGUAAAAGAUGCAUAACCUGGAAGAAAAUUUGAUUUUGGUAUUCAUAAUGAAUAAUAUAAAAAUUAUGUUGAAGCAAUCAAAAAUAGAGCAAAAGAUAUUUAAUUAAAAGAAACAGAAUAUGCAGAUAAAUUAGUAAAGAAAUAUUAAACAUUAUUUUUAUCUGAUGCUAUAUAAAGAAAAUUAGAAUAAAAUGUUGAAAAAUCAGAUGAUACACUUUUAUCUUUACUUUAAGCAAGAGUAUUAAGUGAUUAUUCACAAAAAGAGAAAAAAAUGAAAAAGAAAUUAACUAAAUAUUCUAGAUUUAUGAGUUCAGGUGCUAUGUAUGCAGCAGAUGUAGAUUUACAAGUUAAAAGAAUAGGAGAAAUAUUUUCAGAAGUUAAAAAAAAAGGAAAGUAUAUUUAAAGUGAAGCAAAUAGAGAUUCAAAAGAGGCUUAGGAAAAAAUAGCAUUGAAAAAAGAAAGAAUAUUCAAACGUCGAUUUAGUAGUACUAUAUUGAAUCCAAUUUAUUUAAAGAAAUUAGCUAUUUAAAAACAUUAAGAAUUUUUGGAAUAUAUUAAAUAAAUGUUAUUGGGAAAUGAAUCAUAAAAUGAAAGUUUAAUUGCUAUUCAUCCAUUAAAUCAUAAGGAUUAAUUGAAAGUUAGUUUGGCUCUUGGAAAAGAUGAUUAAGGAAAUGAAUUCUUGAAUGACAAAAUUAUUAAUUAUGUAAGAUAAUUUGAUAUUACUGAUGAUACACGUGAUUUGAUUAGAUAAUAAGAAGCUAAUAGAAAACAUUUAAUGAGUCAAAUUACUAAAGAUUAGAUUGCAAGAAUUAAAGAAUUUUCUAAAUAAUCAUAUACAUAAAAAUUAAUAUCAUUAGACAAAAAUGGUAUUACUACAGAAACUUUUGAAGUUACAGAUAAUAAUGUUGAUAUUAAUUAAAUGGUUAAUGAUUUGAAUAAUUUUGUGGCUGUAGGAUCUGAAAAAUAUGAUUAUGUUAUUGAUAAUUUAACUAAAAAAAGAUAUAUUGUUAAAAGUGAAAAACCAUUUGUUAAAUAUGAUUUAGAUGCAUUUUCAAUUAAAGAUUUAGGAUUUCAUAAUUUAGAAAAAGAAGUAUAUAUCAAAUAUUAAUUUUUAUAGUUUGUAGAUCUUUUGUAGAAAAAUGGAAUUUCAAAUGAUAAAGCCAUUGAAAUGCUUAAAGCUUUAGAAAAUGAUGGAUAAAUUUCAGAAGAAAUUUUGGAUUUAAUUGAUAAAUUGCCUGAAAAUACAGAAACAGAUUAUGAGAAAAUAUAUAAAGAUUAAGGAUUAACUAGAAAAUGUAAUAUAAAAUAAAUAUCUUUUAGAAUAUGAAUUAGCAAAAUCCUUGGAUUUUAGAAAUAAUCUAGACGAAAUUUAAAAGGAUAUUAAUUAAUAAGCAUAUUUAAAGGAUAUUUCAAAGAAAUAUUCCCCAUUGACAAAUGAUUCAUUUAUUAGGGAUAAAGAGCAAGGAAAAUUAAAAAUUAAAAAUAAGAAAGGUAAAUUUUUAGUCCCAAAGUAGAAAAAAUAUUGAA
Molecule: messenger RNA, 3188 nt
Organism: Paramecium pentaurelia
Lineage: Eukaryota; Ciliophora; Oligohymenophorea; Peniculida; Parameciidae
Source: the annotation of a GenBank genome assembly